This is a messenger RNA of Cercocebus atys (sooty mangabey), 1746 nucleotides long. RefSeq lists its product as uncharacterized. The record is from RefSeq and is a predicted model, not a curated record. NCBI's taxonomy places the organism in Eukaryota, Metazoa, Chordata, Mammalia, Primates, Cercopithecidae. Gene Ontology annotation, biological process: cerebellar Purkinje cell differentiation; radial glia guided migration of cerebellar granule cell; cerebellum development.
AUGGAGGAGGCCCAGGAGAGUGGGUGCUCGCAGGAGGCCCUCCGACCCGGGCCAGCAGUCCUGGUAGGCUUCCAGGGGGAGGUGGAGCUGAGCCUCCUGCAGAUGGGCGGAGCUGAGGAAGGCAAGCCUGGGGCAGUCAGGGUCAAGGCUCCAGGACUGCCAGGGCAGGAAGCCACACAGGAUGUUAUGGAGAAGCAGGACAGCAGCAAGGGUGACCAGAGGGCCCUACUUAGCCUCCAGCCUCCUGGGCACCCCCUGGUCCUUGCUGCAGCUGCGCUGGUGUCAUUCUCCAUCCUGCGGGGAUCAGAGCUCUGGCGUGGGAAGAAGGGCGAUGGAGCAGAUGAUGAGCCAAUCAGACCUGGAGAUGCACCAGGCAAGGAGUUCAGCGCUGCCCCUGGGGGACAGAGGGACCCCCGGUACAGGAGCCGCAUGGUCCUCACCUCACACCCCAGGGAAGUCGUCCAGCCGGGGCCAGGGAAGAGGCAGCUGACUGCUGGCUGCGGGUUCUGCUCUGGCUACCACACUGCCUGUGGGGCUGGAAUGGGGGCUCCCAGAAAGGGGCCGGACUCCAGCCCCUGGAGGACAGGGUAUCAGGCAGCCAGCGCUGCAGGAGGCUCAGCCCCACCUGCCCUGGAAGCCUUCCAGGACUGCCAGGCAUGGGGAUCUCCUGCAGCAAUUUUGGCGGCUGACAGCUUCUUCUGUGAGAAAUGGCGAUUUGAUAAAAUGCAAAGUGGACGCUAUCGAGCUCACGGCUUUUCAGAGGAGCUGGGAGCCAUGGCCCUGGGCUUCUCUCCUCCCUCCAUCCAUCUCCCCUUGCAACUCCAAACCCAGCCUGUGCAUCCUGGAAAGCCAGGAGGAGGACUCCAGCCCCAGCCACCCCAGCAGGCAGCUGCUGACCACUUCGAAGCUACCCUGCCUGACUCCACAAGGCCACGCAGCCUCCCUCACCGGCUGGGCCUGGCUGAGACCCUGGACUCGGAGCGGGAGCAGACCUCAGCCAGUGCCCAGGAACUGCUAGGACAGGAUGGAACGAGCCGUGGAAGGCGGAUUUGGGAAGACCCAGCUGUGGAGGCCUGGCAAGGGCUCUCCCGGCAGCGUCCGCACAGGUCAAACCUGUCAGGGGCCUGGGACUGCUGGUUUAUCUUGGGCUUCAGCAUCAGAUUCUGUGGCAGCCGUCGUACCGCGGAGGAGCGCGCAGCCCAGGCGAGGCCGGAGGACGUGCCCAUAGAAUGCCCAGGGGCGACGAGCUGUCCUGAGCCCCUCUGGUGCAGCCACCUUCCUGUCCCAUACACCCUGCCCACCACGGAGUCCAGAGGGAAAUCGGCCAGCAGCCCCAAGCCCGACACCAAGGUGCCCCAAGCCACCACCGAGGCCAAGGUACCCCUGGCAGCCGAUGGGAAAGCCCCCUUGACCAAGCCCUCGAAGAGGGAAGUCCCGGCUGAGAAGCAGCAGCCGCUGGCAACCCCCAGCAUGGCAACUGCCAAGAAGACCCUGGCCAAGGCGAACCCCGUCCUUCUCAACCACAGCAAACUGAAGCCGGCCCCCACGACCCCCAAGGUUCCCAGCAGUCCUGAUGCAACCCCGGGGCCCAAGGGUCCUGGGGACGGGGCGGAGGAGGACGAGGCUGCCCGGGGGCCUGGGGACCGAGGUCCCUGGUCCUGCGAGAAUUUGAACCCCCUGCUGGUGACUCGAGAUGUGGCUGUAGCAGCCACAGCCCCGAUUCUCGGUGGGGACUUCCUGGCCUAG